Verticillium alfalfae VaMs.102 is the source of this 5847-nucleotide messenger RNA. RefSeq names its product helicase sen1. Gene Ontology annotation, biological process: termination of RNA polymerase II transcription. Gene Ontology annotation, molecular function: transcription termination site sequence-specific DNA binding; helicase activity. The transcript is spliced from 5 exons. The coding region runs from base 1 to 5847 and encodes 1948 amino acids. Gene Ontology annotation, cellular component: nuclear body. Lineage: Eukaryota; Fungi; Ascomycota; Sordariomycetes; Glomerellales; Plectosphaerellaceae. The record is from RefSeq and is a predicted model, not a curated record.
AUGGAACACGGCAAGGUCGAAGACUUGCUGGAGCACUGGUACAAGAAAUUUCAGAAGAUACCAGAGGAAGCGCACCUUCUCUGCCCCAAAGUCGACGAUGACGACGAGGAGGACUACGAUGACCCUGCCGCCAGCGACACGCUUUCCGCGGACGACAAGAAGAAAAGGAUACAAGAUGGCCAGGAUAGGAUUGAAAUCGUUUAUUGGACAAGCCUUCUCAUGGCAUACGGCAAGGACAAGGCUGGCGUAUGGCUGUCCGACUGGACUGAUCGCAUGGCGACCUACAUGCACACAUGCGACAAGUGUGUGCUGAAUUGGCACAUGAACCGCAAGAAGUUCAUUCGUAAAUAUGCUGUUGAAUGGGACGAUAGCCUUGCUCAGCAAGUCGAGGACUGUUUGCACAGAUACGAUUUCGAUCGACUCAACAGGGGCAUUGGCUGGGCUGUCGAGAUAAUUGACACGGUCGAGACCACGGAAGGGCGUGCCUUCCAAAAGAGCGACCUCAAGGACCAGGUCGGUCUGUUGCUGCUCACUAUCUACGAGACGCUCUGUUGCAUGGCCUACCUUAGUGAUCCGGCCCGACGCGCAUCUUUCCAGAAGGUCUUUGAGCGGCUUCAGCCCAAGAAGCCCCUCAAGAUGGGCGAGAAUGUUGUGCUCCCUGCCAUGACGUGGUUCCUCUUCGAUAAGGAGCCGACGCGCCACCGAUUUGCUGUCAGCUCUUGGGAGCGAUUACAGCCACUAUCUCUGACCCAAGAUAAAUUCGACUGGGCAGUCCAUGACCAUAUCAUACCUGUGCUCGAUGCGGCAGCAACGUGGGACAUCAGCAUGAAGGAGUCUCUCCCAGAAAUCCAGCGGUUCUGGGAAGGCAUGAACUACAUCCUGAAGACGCUCGAUGGAGAACUGAUGCUCCGUGGCAUCCGUAGCCUUGAUCCAGCCCCCCGGGUGGUCGAGUUGCUCUUCAACCAUAUCCACUGUAACUCGGAGGCGAUCCUGCUCUUCACGCUCCAGGCCAUGUCGACCAUUAUCAAGACGGCCCCUCAGCUCAUCCGCGACACCAUCAACGACGCACGACCCAUCGUUGUCGUUGAGCAAAUUUUCAGAACCCCUUUGAUCAGGACUCUCCUUGCACAGUCGGUGGCGUAUACCAUCCACUCCGGGGACGGCACGUCAAAUCAAGUAGGCGAUAGGAUUGAGUGUGCUGCCAUAUCUUGGAUCGAUGUCUGGAUUCGCUCGCUCAAGAUCAGCGAGAUGAGUGACGCUUGCGAACAGCUGCUUCGGCUCUUGUUUAGACGCGAACUGCAGAAUGACACUCUCGGCGAUCAAGGCAAGGCAGCCUGUAUUCGUGCUGGGCUGGAUGCUCUUGCGCAUGUUUUGCAGUCGUUCGUGAACCCGUCGGUCAAUCUUAUCAACGGGUCAAUGUCACUCUAUGUGAACGCGACCCUCAAUGUCACCUUGUCCUACAAGGACCUUAUCAAUGACGCUCUCAACAGGAAAAGCCAGGCUUUCGACACUCUCGGCGUACACAAGGCAGCCAUGAGCGUUGUCAAGGCAGCGCUGACACUAGACGCCAAGGCCACAGCUGCCGAGCACCAAGAACUGCGCCGCGAAGAGCAAGAUUUCAUCAACGCCGAUAAACCUGAAGAAGUUCGCCCGGCCAAUCUGCAGAUGACAGUCUCUCGUGAUUCUCCUGCCUUAUGGGAAGCCUUCAUGGACAGUCUCAGGAGUAGCAACCUGCCACUUGCGCAAAACAUGGUCCUGGCAAUGGGUCCACUUAUUAGCCUGAGUAGAUUCUUGCCAAAGAGGAAGAAACCCAACUCUCUCGACAAGGUCAGGGUUCAGCUCGGUGAUGCAACCAUCAAGACGGCUGCUGUUUGUGGCAGGAUCAUGCAAAGAUUGUGUGACUAUAGCAAGGAAGACCUCGAGCUUCUCCUAUACAAGGCACAAACGAUCCGACCUGUCCUUGCUCUGAACCUCCACGGCGAGGAUGAGCUUCGAGACUCGAGCAAAGAGCUGGUGAAGACCAUAACGGGAGUAUUCUCGCACUCGGAUGCCUUGCUCGAGCUUCUACACCAGCGUCUCGAGGUCACAUUGGCAUCUCUCAACUACGGUCUUUUGCAAAUCCAUGAGUCAAAAGUACUGACUUGGGGCCCUGCUGUGCCCAUCAUCACGACAAGCCGCAAUGUGCUCAAUGCUUUGUGUGACCCGACCUCCGGUAUUCUUCGAUCCCGCGUGCUAGAGCUGGGCGAAGAAGUUGCACUUUCGACGUGGUGGUCGGCUCAGUGGAAGUAUCUCGAAAAGGCGUUCGACACGACAGCCCAUUGGUCCCACUUUGUCGAGGUGGACAAGAUCAAAGACUUUUGCCGCAACAGCAUCGAGCACGCCGACGACCUGAUGGCGCAGUGUGGUCUGAUUGCCUCAGCCCUCCAGCAAAAGGAGCAAAGAAACCAACAGGCAGCCACGCUCUCUGGCAACACUCCGUCAGGCAUGCAUAGGCUGUUGAAAGAACCGACAGAAAGACUGACGCCUAUCGUCAACAUGGUUCGACUGCGCGACCCGACCCUGGUAGCCACUACUGUGCAGGUUGUCGUCAGGCUGCUCGUCAGACUGCGGGAGAAUGACCACGAGAUUCCGCAGAGCUCGAGGGAUUUCAUUCACAAUGUUUGCACUAAAGGACCCGAUGGCCGAUACAUUACCCCUUCGAACGCGACAAGCCAGCAACGGGCCGAGCUCCUCAAGGCUCUGGGGGAAGAAGAAGAAGAAGACGACGUCGAGGUCAUUUCUAUACAGCCAGCUUCUGCUGCCAUCAAGAAGAAGCAGACGUCGCUGGAUGCAUGGUCAAAGUCUGGAUCUUCUGGGUCAAGCUCUGCGGUUCCCAGGUCCAGGUCCAACAAGGAUGAUGUCCUCUCACUUAGCAGCUCUGUUGACAAGAACCGCUCCCUGCUAGACAAGAUUUCUGCCCGGCAAUCGGCUAUGGCCAAGCCCAAACCUCUGCCCCUCAAGGCCAAAAUCGAUCCCAGCUCAACCAAAGCCCUCAUCGAAUCCCGAAAAGCCGCCAAGGCCGACAAGGCAAAGAGAGAUGCUGAAGCCAUCGCCAAGGCCCAAGCUUUGCGAGGGCCUGAAAUCAAGGGUCUGUCUGGUGUCAUUGGCAAGGAUCACGCUCCAUCAAAGAACGAGAUCAUGGUGGAUAGUGAUGACGAUGAGUCUUCCGAUGACUCUGAGGACGAGGACGUCAAGGCUCUCAUCAACAAGGGCCAGCUUGGCCAGAAAGCCAAAGACGAAGCGACACGGCGUCAAGAGCAGAUCUUGCUGGAGAAGACCCGAGGGCCGGUCAAGAAGCAGCGCAUUGUUCGCUCGGCCAAGGAUAUGCGUGCGCGUUUGAUUCCUCCCAUGGACCAGCUCCACCAGGCCAUUCUCGAGUGGGAUAUCUUCUUCGAGGGUAACGACCCUCCGACGCUGGAGAAAUGCGCUCGGGUUGCCGAUACAUACCCACAUCCUGAGGCUUACAAGCAGACCUUUUGGAAGUUGCUGGUCUCCGAGGCUUGGCGCUCUUUCGUUACGUCCAAAGAUGAAGCAACAUCAAAACCGUUUGGCAUCAAGAUUGCCUCGCGCAUGAGCAUCGACAGGUUUCUCGAAGUCACCGCAAGCAUGCCAAAGCUUGAGAACAAGGAACGAGGCUUGUCCGAGGGCGACAUUAUCUUGCUCUCUCAAUCAUCAAACCCCCUCAGCGACCCCAAUGAACCACAUGCUCUAGCACGCAUCUGGAAGACUGCCUACAAAAAAGAUAUGCUCGAGGUCACGUACCGUCUGAACAUGCGGAACAACCCGCUGCAGGGCAACCUCCACAUCAGCGCUGAGCUCUAUGCUGCCAAGAUCACGAACAUGACCACGAUCGAGCGCGAGUAUGCUGCUCUAGAGAGUCUGAAGUACUAUGACCUGAUGGACGAGGUCCUCAAGGCCGAGCCAUCGCCGGUCUUGAAGUACAGCGACGAGCUCGUCACCCAAGUCUUGACAAACUACACACUCAAUCCUGGGCAGGCCAAGGCCAUUCUCGGAGCUCGUGACAAUGACGGCUUCACGCUUAUCCAAGGCCCUCCUGGUACGGGCAAAACGAAAACCAUCGUAGCCAUGGUGGGUGCUCUCAUGACUGGCAACAUUCCGCAGUCUGGCGGCGUCCGACUCGCGACGGGCGGCGCCACUCAGGCAGCAGGCCAGAAGAAGAAGAUUCUGGUGUGCGCGCCUAGUAACGCUGCUGUGGACGAACUUGUUCUGCGUCUCAAGCAGGGCAUCCGGACCAUGUCGGGCAACGAUCACAAGAUUAACGUCUUGCGUCUGGGCCGGAGUGACGCCAUCAACGCAGCUGUCAGGGACGUGACCCUGGACGAACUGGUCAAGAAGCGGCUCGAGGGCGACAACACGGCAGAGAAGCUCAAGACUGCUCGCGACAAGUUGCAUUCUGAUGCCGCAGGAAUCAGAGAUAAGGUGAACGAGCUUCGACCCGCCCUCGAGGCAGCCCGAGGCACUGACCGUGAGCUCGAAAUGACGCUUCAGCGACAAUUCGAUACCCUGAAGCGUGAACAGUUCCGCAUCGGUACGCAAAUCGAUGCCGACAAAGAAAGCGGACAGACCAUCUCUCGUGAGGUGGAGAUCAAGAGGAAGCAGGUACAGCAGGAGAUUCUCGACUCGGCCCAGGUGCUGUGCGCCACAUUGAGUGGUUCCGGCCAUGAAAUGUUCAAGAACCUGAGUGUUGACUUUGAGACUGUCAUCAUCGAUGGAGCUGCGCAGUGUGUUGAGCUCAGCGCCCUCAUCCCUCUCAAGUACGGUUGCACCAAGUGCAUCCUUGUCGGAGAUCCCAAGCAGCUCCCGCCCACAGUAUUGUCACAGUCGGCUGCCAGGUUUGGUUACGACCAGAGUCUCUUCGUUCGCAUGCAGCGCAACCACCCCGAAUACAUCCACAUGCUCGAUACGCAGUACCGCAUGCACCCGGAGAUCAGCUACUUCCCCAGUCAAGAAUUCUACGAAGCCAAGUUGGUGGACGGUCCGAACAUGGCCGGUUUACGACGGCAGGCGUGGCACGCGAGCCCUCUUCUCGGCCCCUAUCGUUUCUUUGAUGUUCAGGGCACACAGGAGAGGGGCCGCAAGGGCCAAUCACUUGUUAACCUGGCUGAGCUGAAGGUGGCCAUGCAAAUUUACUCGCGAAGCCCAGCCACACGUUGCGGCCCGGCGCUGCCGAACGCGGAGUAUCGCGAAGUGCCUUCCAGAGAUGGUCCGCCACCGACGGGCCCAAGAGCCCAGACAGAUCACAGCCACGGGCGAGGCGACGCUCAGGCCAGGGCGGCGCGCCCUGAUGCCCCUCCACAGAUUCAGACAUCGGCUCCUCCACGGCCGGGGGGCGCUCCACAGAUUCAGACGUCGGCGCCCGACUCAAAGAAGCGGCCGAGAGAUGGAGAUGGGCUCGGCCAUCCCAACGCCAAGAGGAUGGCGAGCAGCAGCAACGAUGGGGCGCACCACCGGCACGGCGACACGAGAGCGGCGCCGACGGGGCCCAAGGCGCACAGGAACCCGCGCGGGGAGCACUGGGAAGGUCGCGAAACGAAGCCGAAGACGACGGUGGAUCCAUCAGCGAUGGCAGCACUGGGUCUCGUGGCUCCCGAACGGCCUCCUGCUGUUCCGACGGCUUCGAGUGGAGCGACAUCUGGGCCGUCCGCGCCGACGACGGGUCUGAACCGAGUGAACCAGAUCCAGCAGAGGCAGAGUCAGGGACAGAACCCGGGACAGGGCCCGCCGCGGAAAAAGAAGCCCAAGGGCAACGGCAUGUUCAUUGAGAGGAGACCGCCGAGACGAGAGUAG